This is a messenger RNA of Closterium sp. Naga37s-1, 6447 nucleotides long. The record is from the annotation of a GenBank genome assembly. Lineage: Eukaryota; Viridiplantae; Streptophyta; Zygnematophyceae; Desmidiales; Closteriaceae.
AUGAGUGGUCCAUAUAGAGGUUCCCGAUGGGCCUCACAAGACGGUAAGCCGCUAGCCAACGGUCGAUUAGGCGCAGAGCUGUCGCCGCCUCGCGGGCUGCACGCUCGGCUUCCGUCAUACGAGGAUCAGCAGGGCCAUGCGCAGCAGGCUCAGGUGCAGCAGGCUCCGGCGCAGCAGCUGGUAUACUGGGAGCAGCAGCAGCAGCAGCAGCAGCAGCAACAGCAGCAACAGCAGCAGCGGCAGCAGCAGGGUCAGCAGCAAUGGCAGGAGCCGCCGUUGCGGAUGCCGCCAGCGCCGGUGCCGUACGGCCAGCGGCAGCACCAGCAGCUGCAGCAGCAGCCGCCGCCUCGGUCGGGCCUGAGCGCUCGACCGCGUGCGACAGCCAGUUCGUCGUACGAGCAACGGCCGUCGUACGAGCAGCGGCCGUCGUACGAUCACCGACCGCCGUACGAUCACCGUGCGUCGUUCGAUCAACGGCAGUCGUACGAACGAAGGCCGUUAUCCGCAUCUCCCGGUAUCGCCGCGGUUCGCUCGUACAGCACGGACGCUCCCCCGGAUUUUAUCAAUCCGCGACCGCUUUCGGCAGCAGCAGGCGUGCCACGUGGCCGCAGUGUGAGCGACGACGAUAGGUACAGCGGAGACGACGCGACGUCAGGUCGACCAAUGGUUGACCGACCCGCGGAAGGUCGACAGACCGGCCCUUCAUCCGGUUAUCCCGCAAACCCUUAUCAGGCCCCUCAUCAGGCCCCUUACCAGGCUCCUUAUCAGGCGCCUUAUCAGGUGCCUUAUCAGCCGCCGCAGCUGCCGUACCAUCACCCGCAGCUUAGUCCUCACGGCGGCGAUAUCGCGUCGAAGAAACCUAUCAGUCCGCGACAGGGGAGGAGCCCUAGUAGAGCCCUUAGCCCGCUCGCAGCUGCCGCGUUCGGCAUGCGAGGGGGUUACGGCGCGCCGGGGAGGGGGAAUGAGGAGUUCGUGUACGGGGAAGACGAGGAGGGGGAGGAGGAGGAAGGCCGCGAGCGGAGCUUGCGCGCGGGGAUACUGAGAGGCGCAGCGGCGCUGAGAGAGCGGCAGGCGGGAUCGUCGGACGACGGCGCGAGCACCUCCCCCACGUCGAUUGGCUCCCCCGGAGUUCUGCCGGGGGGGGGUGCGGGAUGGAGCGGAGCGGGCGGCGGAGGAUUAGGCGGCGGGGGCGGAGGAUCAGAGCCGUCGAAUCGCGCGGCUUCCCCCCAGUCCCCGUCCAGCGCGCGCAGACGGGAGGCGGGAGGGGCGGGCGCGCCUGGCGCGGGCGGAGGGAGGCUAGAGGGGGUAGGUAGGCACACAUUCGCAGGGGGUAGCACAGGCGGCGAUGCUGCAGUGGAAGGCGGGUAUUCCCGAGAGGCCAACCUCACUCUCCCUGGCAAGCGAACCGACGCCUCUUCCGAGCCUAGGUUCAGAGGUGUCUCGCGGCUAGGCUCGGUGGCUUCUGCCGAAGCAGCAGCUGCGGCAAUCGCGGAGGCGGACGCUGCAGCAGUGGCGCAGGCGGGGAAAGCGGGGUGGGAGCCGCCUCUCAGCCCCACAGGGGUCCCUGCCAUCCCCCCGGAGGGCCGUCUGAGCAGCGAGGGAGACGUUUUUCUUGAGUAUCUGCGCAAGGCGGGGGAGGGGAGGGCAGCUGCGCAGUAUGACGUGGCUGUGUGCUACGGAGGGGGCUUUGGCGUGAAGCAGGAUAAGUUUCUCGCCGCGUACUGGUUCAGAAAGGCGGCAGAGCAGGGAUUGGCCCGCGCACAGUAUGCCCUAGCAGAGUGCUAUGAGACAGGUGCGGGCGUGGAGAGAGACGAAGAGGAGGCGUUCCGGUGGUUCUUCCGGGCGGCAAGCUUCGGCAGCGGGAAGUAUUUGGUGAAGCUGGGGCUGUGCUUUGAGCGGGGGUUCGGAGUGACGGAGUGUCCUGUAGCGGCGCUGUACUGGUACCAUAAAGCGGCGGAGCAGGGGCCGAAAUUCGCAGCGCAGGUGGAGAAGCGCAUGGAGGUGCUGCAGAGGCAGAGGGAGGAGGAGAUCAUGAGUGCGCGUGGGGAGGGCGUGCCGGUGGAGUGCAUCUGCCCGCUGACAGGGAGGAUGAUGGAGGACCCGGUGGAGCUGCCAGAGACGGGCGUGUGCUGUGAGCGUGUGCAGGUGAAGACGUUCUGGGACCACUGCGAACUAAGAUGCCCCGUUACCAACCAGCCUCUCAAGGUGAAGGACAUGAAGACAAAUCUAUCCAUCCGACGCCGAGUCACUGAGUGGAAGCGCAAGCGGCAGGCGGAGCAGGAGGCUCUACAGGGGCCAAUGGGGCCGCGGGCGUCCACCUGCCAAGCAGUUGCUAGUGACGAGUGGGGGCCGGGUGGGGGAGACGAUGGGGAGCACGGCAGGGCUUAUGGGCCUCACCAGGAGGAGGAGGACGAGGAGGAGGAGGAGGACGGGGAGGAGGAAGGGUUGGAGGGUGUGGGAGGGAUCGCGGUGGGCAAGGUUGGGCUGGGGAGUGUGGGAGGGAAGGGGAGGGGAAGAGGUGGAGAGAGGGAGGGAGAGAGGAGGAAGAGCCGAUUUUCCAGGGAUUUAUCGGAGGAAGGGGAGAGGAGUGGGGCGAGUGAGAGUGAGGGGGAGGACGAGGAGGACGUUGGUGGGAGGUCGAGAGGGGUAGGUGGCGGGGAUAAGCGGGGGGAUGCAAGGGAUGGUGUUGGAGGGGGGAGGAGGAGGGGGGAGAGGAGGGAUAGGCACAGUGAUAGUGAUUCGGGUUCGUCGUAUGCUAGUGAUGAGGAUUAUGACGAUGAUUACGAUGAUGGGGAGGAGCGGAAGCACAGGCACAGGAAGAAAACGUAUGAUGAUGAUGAUGGGUCUGUGGAAGAUAAAUAUGAUGAUGAGGAUUAUACUUCUAGUGAGUACGACAGAAGCGAGGAUAGAUCGACAGACAGUGAAGGGUACAGGGAGGGGAGCAGGGAGGGGAGCAGGGAGAGGAGCAAGAAGGGGAGCAACCGUAGGAGUAGUCCUAGAAAAGGGUCAGGGAGGGGGCAAGGCAGCAGCAGCAGGGGGGGGAGGAGGGAUGAAGAUGGGUCGGACUAUAGUGACAGUGACUACAGCCGUAGUGACUCUGACGAGGGGGAAGGCGAUGAGGGGGGCAGAGGUGGCAGGGGCAGGUCCAGUCGAGUGGCGGACAGGAGCCGAGAGACAAGCUUCAAGUCAAGAGAGGGAGACAGCGAGGAGGGAGAGGAUGGGGAGGAGGGAGAGGUGGCGGUGGGGCGGGCGUUGGCGCAUGAUUCGUCCCGCGACCGGUCUCACAGCUACAGCCGAGGCUCCUCCUCCCGGGCGUACAGUGAGAGCGUGCCAUCUGAACCGUCCAUGCGCCGAGAUGCGUCUCUGGAUGAGCCUGCGAGGGUAAAGGUGUCCAUGCCUCGGGGUGGGUCCGUUGGUGGGUCUGUUAGAGGGGAGGGUGCUGUUAGGAAAGAAGGGUACUUGUCUGGUGAGGAGGAGGGAGACGGAGGAGUGGGGCUUGGAGUGAGAAAGGGCGAGGAGGAAGAGGGUGAUGAGAGGGAAUGGACGGGGGAGGAGGGGAAAGGGAGUGUGGGCGGAGUGGGAGUGGGUGAGGUGGAGGGUGAGGGGUUGGGAAUUGGUCGGGUUGAGACGGGGGAGACAGCAGAAGGGUUGGAGGAGGAGGGGUUGGAGGAGGAGGAGGAGGAGGAGGAGGGGGAGGAGGAGGAGGAGGAGGGGGAGAAGAGGGAUCCGACGGAGCUGCUGCUGGAGGAGCUGGCUCAGGCCGAGCUGGACUAUGGCUUCCCGGGGGCUAAUGUGAGUCCGCGCACGGUGAGUCGGUGGAACAGCACGCGCGAGGACAGCCUGCAGGCCGUCAAGAGCGUCGUGGCGGAGGCGGAGCCAGUGAUCGACUGUGGGCCGCGGUGGGCGCUGGCACGAUACCUCGAGGUGCUCGAGAAGCUGCUGCUCGUGCAGCGGGAAGCUGCACAGAACCUUCUGGGGUCAUGCGCGGGCGGCACGGGCGGUUCGGGCAGGGGAGCGGGCGAAGGCGAGGGGGAGGUGUGGGAGGCGGUGGAGGCAUUGGAGGGGCUGUGUGCACGCGGCGUGCAGCAGCUGCUGGAUGACUUCAGGGCCGCGCUGCUCGCCUGCAGCCACCCCCUGGACACAGCAGAGCAGCACGAGGCAGCAGCAGCGCCAUCUGCCGUUGCAACCCGCCACUCACCUCCCACUUCCACCGCUCCCACAUCCGCAACAUUCUCCCCCCCUGUACACAGCAGAGCUCCAGGAGGCAGGCGCAGCAUGCAUCCAUGCCGUUGCAACCAGGCACCCACCUCCCACUUCCACCUCUCCCCACAUGCCCAACACGUCGCUCCCCCCUGUCCUCUCUCCCACUACAGCCAGCCCCUGGACACGGCAGAGCUACACGAGGCAGCAGCAGCAGCAGCAGCCCACUCGUCCCGCGCCUCCUCCUCCGCCCACCAGGUCCCCGCGCACGCGCCCCCCUCCUCCUCCCCCUCCACCUCCGCCUCCCCCACCCCCGCCAUCACCGCCAUCUCCUCUAAGUCUGGCCCGCUUCCCAUCUCCGGUGCUAAGCCUAAGGGGCAUGCGCACAAGGGGGGUGGGGGGUCUGCGCGGGAAGGUGGGGGUGAUGGGAGUAGGCACUCCGCCCCCUUCCCCUCGCCCGCUGAUAGUCACGGUUCUGCUGGUGCUGGUACUGGUACUGCUGGUGCUGGUGGUGGUGCUGGUGGUGGUGCUGGUGGUGAGGGGACAGGGUCGUUGGCUGGUGAUACUGGUUCUGCAACAGGAACCGGGACAGGGAGCCAUAUUCGGAGGAGUGGGAGUGGGAGUGGGAGCAGGGGGGGGAGUGGGAAGGAGAAAGGGAGGGAGAGGGAGGGGAGGCUGAUGAGGAGGCCCACUAAAUGGGUGGGGGCGGACAAAGCAGCGGUGGGGCUGCGGCAGGUGGUGCAGGUGCUGGCGAGAGCGGGCCACUUCGACCGCUGCUUUGACAUUUACCGGUCGGUGCGAGAGGACUGUGUGCGCGAGACGAUAAAGGCAUUAGAGGUGGAGCCUAUAAGGGGUACGGCGCACGUGAACCAGCUGCCGUGGCAGCAGCUGCAGCACACCAUGACGGACUGGCUGCGCGACUGCCGCCUCCUGCUGCGCACGAUAAUGGAGGAGGAAUUCUCCCUUGCCACUUCCAUCUUCGGCAUACUCCACUCCACCGCACAGAACCGCACUGCCAGCCGCCGGGAACCCUCCCAACUUCUUCAAACCCCUUCCUCCUCCUCCACCACAGCCACCAACACAACCUUUUCAAACUCUCGCCUCCCCAGCCACCGAUCCUCCAGCAUCCGAACCACAGCCAGCAAGUCUGGGAGGUCCGGGAGCACCCGGACUUUGAGGCUCGGUGACGAGGCUGCGGCAGACUCAGGGAGGGCGAUCUCCCUGAAGAUAUUGCGGCAGGCGGGGAUGCCUCGCACGCUGUCGACGCUCAUGCACAACGCCAACACACUCACGGCUGCACAGGCCACGCCUGAGCGGCUGUUCCUGCUGCUCGACAUGGCUGCUGCUGUGGACGAACUCAUGCCGCAGGUGGAGCGGCUGGUGUGCUGGUCGGACAGCGAGGGGCUGCUGGCGGAGUGGCGGGGGCUGACACGUGGCGUGGCCAAGGCCGUCCUGGGCACGUUUGAUGCGCUCACCGCCACGCUGCAGGUGCCCGUGGAGCAGCCACGGCGCAACAAGUGGCGGUUGUUCCGAGGGGAGGGCAGCAGCAGUGGCAAGGAGGGCGGGGGAGGGGGCGGGUACCCACCGGGAUGGGGUGUGGAGAAGAGUGGAAGCGUGCAUGCCGUCACCAGCUAUGUGAUCAACUACAUUGCCACCUACCUGGGCAGGAGUGCCACGUCAUCACGGGCGUAUGGGUACGGCACGAUGCUGGAGAAGCUGCUGGAGACGCAUGGGCAGGGGCGCAGCAUGGAGGAGGAAACGAUGAAGGUGGUGGAUGCGUUGGUGCGGAACAUGGAGGCCAGGGCCGGCACGUGCAACAACCCGCUGCUCAGGUCCCUCUUCCUUGUUAACAACAUCCUCUACAUCAACCGGUUGAGUGAAAAGAUUCACCUGCCCCUGGCGAAUCAGAAGCUGCUUGAGGCCCAAUCAAAGGCCUUCAGGGAGGCUGGGCUGCAGAAGGUGACGGCAUCGUUGGGCGGGCGAGUGAGGAGUGCCACCAUGGAGCCCAGUGAAGUCAACAGGCGCUUGCACCGUUUCAACAUUGCAUUUGAGGACCUGGCGUUGGAGCAGAAGGACUGGGUGAUAUGCGAUGGUGCUUGGCGCAAGACCACGGUGCACGAGUGGGCGGCACACCUCAAGCACAUCUACGAGGAGUUUCUUGAGCCCCACAGUGACUGCCUGAGCACGCUCUCCUCGUACCACUGGGAGGCACACGCCAUUCGGGAUAGACUAGAACACCCUCCCUGA